CCCAAAUACUUGACUCAAUAGGGCAACCAUCUGGGCCCCACAUCCCAGCGCUACUCGUUUCAGCGAAAAAAUAUCCUCAGUCAUCGUUGCCAAAUGCAUCAUCUCGCUGUGGAUUCUUUCACCAUUGGCGAAUUAAUUAUCCUUCGCACAAAACCACUAAAACUCAACUGGAGCCUCGUCAAAUCCAAAACUCAAAACUUUAUCUCGAACCUCAACCCAAUGUGGGCAACUCAAACUCAGCCCUCCCUCUUUCAACCCCCUCUUCGAUCCCCUCAUCGUUCCUUCUCUUUCAAAACCCUCUCCUCCCUCAAAACCCCCACCAUCAACAAUUACAACCAUUUGAUACAAACCCUUUGUAGAAGAGGCAAUCUUAAGCAAGCCCUUCAGCUCUUGCCCCAUGAACAAAACCCAACUCAGAGAACUUAUGAAUCCCUCAUUCUCGCAUGCAGCAGCUUAAAUGAGCCAUCUUUGGCGAGAGUUGUUCAUGGGCAUCUUGUCGAUGAUGGAUUUGAUCAGGAUCCUUUUUUAUCUACCAAACUCAUUGAUAUGUACUCGCAUUUUGGUUCGGUGGAGGAUGCCCGCAAUGUGUUUGAGAAAACGUCUGACAAAACUAUUUUCGUGUGGAAUGCACUUUUGAGGGCGUUGGCGCUUGCGGAUGAGGGAGAGGAGGCUAUUUCAUUGUGUAGGCAGAUGGGUAUGCUUGGAAUGCCAUUGGAUAGCUUCACUUACUCUUAUGGGCUUAAAGCUUGUGUUGCUUCUUCGUCGAGCCAUGAUUUGGCUGAGAGAAGGGUUAGGCAAAUACACGGGCAUGCUUUGAGACACGGGUUCAAGACCCGGGUCCACGUGGCAACGACCCUCAUAGAUUGCUACGCAAAGCUCGGUAGCUUGCCAUAUUCAAGGAGGGUGUUUGAUGGAAUGACUGAAAGGAAUGUGGUUACAUGGAGUGCGAUGAUAGCUUGCUAUGCGAGUGAGAGGCCAUUUGAUGCACUGAUGUUGUUUCAGGAGAUGAUGAUGAGGGAACCAGACACGGUUCCUAAUUCGGUUACUAUGGUCAGUGUCCUUCAGGCUUGUGCUGGUUUGUCUGCAUUAGGUCAAGGGAAGCUGAUUCAUGCUUAUAUUCUUAGAAGAGGGCUGGAAGCGGUUGUAUCAGUCUUCAAUGCUCUUAUUGCAAUGUACGCAAAGUGUGGAAACUUAGAGACAGGACGUCAAGUUUUUGACACAAUAAAAUGUCAGAGGGAUGUCGUGUCAUGGAAUUCGAUGAUUGCAGGAUACGGUAUUCAUGGCUUCGGUAGGGAAGCACUUCAUUUGUUUGAAGAGAUGAUAGAUAAGGGGGUUUCACCAAGUCCUAUUACCUUCGUGAGUGUUUUGGGGGCCUGCAGUCAUGCUGGAUUGGUACAGGAAGGAAAGAGAAUAUUUGCAUCAAUGUCACGGGAAUUUGGUAUCAUACCUCGUGCAGAGCACUAUGCCUGUAUGGUGGAUAUCCUAGGCCGUGCUGGCCAAUUAGAUGAAGCGGAGAAGAUUGUAGAAGAUAUGCGGGUGGAACCGGGUCCCACUGUGUGGGGUUCUCUCCUUGGAGCGUGUAGGAUUCAUGGGGAAGUCAAACGUGCAGAGAAAGCGUGUGCUCGUCUUUUUGAACUUGAACCCUUGAACGCUGGCAAUUACAUUCUUCUAGCAGACAUAUAUGCCUCGGCUAAAAUGUGGGAGGAAGUGAGCAGAAUAAAGAGAAUUUUGGAGGGUAAAGGAUUGCAGAAAGUUCCUGGAUGCAGUUGGAUUGAGGUGAAGAAAAAGUUAUACUCUUUUGUGUCUGUUGAUGAAAUGAAUCCACGGAUUGAACAGCUUCAUGCUCUGAUAGUGCGGUUGGUAACAGAGAUGAAGGAGACGGGUUACGUUCCAAACACGAAAGUUGUGCUCUAUGAUCUCGACCAGGAGGAGAAAGAGCGCAUUUUGUUGGGUCACAGUGAGAAAUUGGCUCUGGCCUUUGGGCUUAUAAAUAGUGGCAAGGGACAAGUCAUCAGGAUCACCAAGAACUUGAGGUUGUGUGAGGAUUGCCAUACUGUCACAAAAUUCAUCUCAAAGUUUGCAAAUAGAGAGAUUCUUGUGAGAGAUGUGAACCGAUUCCACCAUUUCAGAGAUGGAGUUUGCUCAUGUUUAGAUUACUGGUGAUGUGACAAGCGAAGAAGUAAUUUCCACUCAAGCUAGUUUUGAAAUGUGUACAGCAAUUAGCAGUGACAACAGAUAUGACUUAUGAGUUAAGAUAGAAAACAGCAAUUUGUAUUGAAAUGGAGGUCUAUGGAGCGACGUAAUUACUCUUUUGACAUCCUCUACUGGCUACAUCAGUCGCGAGAUUCCGCUGCGUCUGCAAGCAAUAGCGAUCUCUAACCCAUCAAAGGCAAGGUCUUGCUCUUCUCCCCACUCUCCUACUCGCGCACCAUCACACUUUAUGAAGUCGGCAACGACAGUCAUGACAAAGAUUGCUCACUAGAGUUCCGGUUCGGAGAUAGGCCCUCUUAGUCUCUUACAGGUUACUCAAAACUCCAAACAAUGUGACGAUCGAUUCCGCUACCUACUAAAUCCACUCUUAAAGGAGGUCGCUAGGCUCCCGAUGAGCAGCCCAGGCGAAAGAUUUAUUGAAGUCGGAUUAGGUUUUGAUGCUACAACUGGCGUGUACAAGCUUGUCAGGCUCUUUAGUAAGGAAGGCAAUUCUGUCAUUUGCGGUUGCAAAGUUCUCUCGAUGGAGCCUCGCCAGGAAUGGCGAUUCAUCAGGGAUGCUCCUUGUAAGGUCCUGUGGUUGCCUCCCGUCUUUGUUAAAGGAAAUAUCCACUGGCUGGUGCUGGGCAGUCUCCCCACCACCGGUCAUUCUCAAGUCCCUUAUGUUCUGUCUUUUGAUCUAAAAGAUGACAAGUCUCGGCUGAUGCCAACCCCUGAACCCGUGCGUGACCUCUUCUUUGUGGCUUUACUUGAAUCCCAGGGUCACCUCUGCUUUGUGCAGCAUCCUACCCCUCCACCAAGGUUCCAUGCGGCCCCUCAUAUCGUUGACCCUAACUUAGUAAUAUGGAGGCUCUAAAGAUCAUACGAGUCACCGCGUAUGGACCAAACAAUACUAACAUCAAUUUUUCUAGUGUAGCAUCUCCAACCUUCCAGCCUCACAUAAUCGGCGUUAGAGGUCCUGAAGUUCUGCUUGAGGUCUUCCAGGGAUCUUUGGUGCCUCCAAGGAUGAUUUAUUCUUACCAUCUUCAUACCAAGACCCUCGAUGAACUCUAUAGCAACGUCAAGACCCACGGUUUGCGCUUUAUCACUGAAAGCCUUGUGUCACUAACAAGUUUGAUUGCAAACAUAUCUCAAUAAGUUUAUAUGUGUUUUAUGUUGGUUUGCCUUAUAUUUAUACAAGAGAAGUAUGGUCUCCGGAUAUGGGCUGUCAUUAGUAUACGCAACGUGUUCUCUUUUUGUGUGGGCGCAUGUGAGUUUAUCACAUCUUCAUUUUGGAUGGAUUUGUAUCAGUAAAUUAGGUUUCGGCUUCUGUAUUUGGAUAUUGACAUAGCGACUUCUAGCAUUUUGUAAUAAGUACUCUGUAUUUAUUCUGAUCCAGACUUGUAGGGCCAUGUAUAUUGUUGGCUUACUGCCAGGUAUGC
Messenger RNA from Asparagus officinalis (garden asparagus), 3629 nucleotides. RefSeq names its product pentatricopeptide repeat-containing protein At3g46790, chloroplastic. Gene Ontology annotation, biological process: RNA modification. The coding region runs from base 94 to 2163 and encodes 689 amino acids. The transcript has 2 exons. The record is from RefSeq and is a predicted model, not a curated record. NCBI's taxonomy places the organism in Eukaryota, Viridiplantae, Streptophyta, Magnoliopsida, Asparagales, Asparagaceae. Gene Ontology annotation, molecular function: RNA binding; protein binding; zinc ion binding.